AUGCUCAGAGCAUGGGCUUGGCAGGACUCAGUCUGCCUCUACAUGCCGCCAACGCCUGCCACUUGCGUGCCGCCCAGUGACGAGGAGACCGGCGAUGCAGACCAUGCUGCGGCCAGCUCGAGUACCCUGCCGUCCAAGGGAUCUCUGCUGCAUGGCACCGGCAACUGCAAACCUUGCGCUUGGAUGUGGAAAUCACAAGGCUGCUUGAACGGAGCCCUCUGCCCUGCUGGAGAGAUAAAGCGGCGCAAGAAGGAGCAGCUGAAGAGGCUCACGGUUCCAAGGUGCAAAGACGAAAACGGCGAAGAGGAGGACGAGGAGGAGGAAGAGGAGCAGGAAACAGCAAAUGCACUCAACGUGCUUCAGAUGGGAUCGAGCUCUUCGGUGAUCGCCCCGCUGCUUUCGGCAACCUCACUGCCUCCGGUGCCUCCACCUUUGUCGCCCCCCUCCGUGAACUUCCUCGAGGACGUAGUGCCACCUGCUCCGACCUGGGAAACCUUGAAAGAACAGGAGCCCCUGGCCUCUGUAGGUUCUGCGCUGCAUGGAACAGGGAACUGCAAGCCUUGCGCAUGGUUCUGGAAGCCGCAGGGCUGCCGGAAUGGAAGAGAUUGCGGGCACUGUCAUGUAUGCCCGCCUGGUGAGUCCAAGAUGAGAAGGCAGGUGAAGCUGGCGGCGCUUCGUGCGCAAGAGCCGCACUUAGACCCUCAGGAAGCGGAUGCUGUUGAAUUGCCUGAGCUCACGUGGCGGCCUCCCCCUGGCCUGGAGCCGUGCCCACCGCCCAUGGCCCCACCCAUGCCUCCAAGCUUGCCGGAACAGCCUCAGCCACCUCAGCCUUUGGACUUCUGGAGCAAGGCCAAGUCGGGCUGUGGGGCGAGGACUGCCGGCAUCGUGCUGCAGCCGAUUGAGCGGCCCGCGGAGCAACUCGAAGCAGCCAUCGAUGCCCCGACGAGCGAGACCCGGCCCCCGGUGAUUGACUGGAGUUUACCCCUUCCAGACUCUCCAAAGUCCAAGCCUAUGGCAUUUCUGGGCAAAAGCUUCGGACAGCGUCAGCUGUGGACCGACCACAUUGGCCAGAAGCCUGACAUUGCGGUUGACAAGCCCGAGGAUCCUUGUGAAGAGAGUGGUGUAAAGCGAGCCUCCACCUUGCGGCUCCCAGCUUUGGAUGGCUCUUGCCCACGAGUUCACUCUGGAGUAGCUCUUGAACGUUUGCCCUCAGAAGAUCUCGGUGCUCUGCAGGCAGAUGACUUGGCUGACCUACCGUCCGUGGGAUCGGUGCUGCAUGCAAAAGGCUGCUGCAGUCCGUGUGCCUGGGUCUGGAAGCCGCAAGGAUGCCACAAUGGAAGGAACUGCGGUCGUUGCCACUUGUGCCCACCAGGGGAAGUCAAGCUGCGCAAGAAAGCCAAGGCAAGGGAAGCACGAAGUGCAGCCAAGGAAAUCUUCAUGCCAGCUAUUCUGUGA
This is a messenger RNA of Symbiodinium necroappetens, 1455 nucleotides long. The record is from the annotation of a GenBank genome assembly. NCBI's taxonomy places the organism in Eukaryota, Dinophyceae, Suessiales, Symbiodiniaceae.